UCUUGUGCUGCAGGUUGGACGGGAUUACGGAGCGCGCCGCGGCGCAAUUCCCCUUGCUGUGCGCAAUGCUGUGGACUUGUUCGCACGGCAUUUCUCCGUCUGCGUGAACUGAUCCACACCUGCGACCUAUCACCCACACCCCACAAUCCCCUCCGAUCGCUCACUUAGCAGCUAUAUGGAAACAUGGCCGACGUCCCUCAGAUCGUCAAAAUUGGGAUUUCCUUGAAGAUGCUUCCCAACAACACCGCGGUGCACUUCAAGUCCGACGGCGCCAGGUUCGGACAGACCCGGACCAUCAAGCUGCUGACCGGAUCCAAAUACAAAAUCGAGGUGGUCAUUAAGCCAGGAGCGGUCGAGGCCACGUCCAUGAGUGUGGGUGGGGUGACCUUCCCUCUGGAGCAGCAGUCUAAAGACCCGCAGGCGGUGGUCUACACCGGCCAGUACGACACAGAAGGGGUGGCGCACACCAAGAGUGGAGAGAGGCAGCCAGUUCAGAUCAACAUCCAGUUCACAGAGGUGGGGAUGUUUGAAACUGUGUGGCAGGUGAAGUACUACAACUACAACAAGAGGGACCACUGCCAGUGGGGGAACAGCUUCAACAGCAUCGAGUAUGAAUGCAAACCCAACGACACGCGCACACUCAUGUGGGUCAACAAGGAGAUGUUUGUCUGAUGGAGAAAUGGCUUGAAACAUUUAGCGUGUACUCUGUGAAAACACAAGAUGUGACAUAUCUAACCGUCAGUGUGUAAUUAUGAUCUAUUGCUUCCUGUUGCUAAAAGGAUGUAUAUGUCCUUCCUUCCUGUCAAUCCAGUCUGCUCAAUAUUUUUUUUUUCAUAAUUACAACCUCUCAUAUUUCCCAUCAUUGACCAGUAAGAAAAAACCUAAACGCUUUUCCCUGUUUGAAAAAGAAAACUCAACUUUUCCUGUUUUAAUUCUGUUAAAAAAUGCACCCAAUUUCCUGCCAAAUCCAAUCCUAUGGCGGAACAUGUAAAAUGCAGUGAUGUUGCCAGUGUUUUCACAUUGGUUUUGUUUGUUUAUGGUGAUGAUACAAAUGUGUCAAAAUUAACCUGGCACAUUGUAUUGAGGUCAAAAUGGAACGUGUAGCACUUCUCAACAACCUACUUUAAAAUCUGUUAAAAUUAUUUAUGGGAGAUUAAAGGAGGUAACUGUUUUGUACAAUUCGAUUGUGGCAACUGGUGACCCUCAAGUGUAUUCAGACAUAUGUGCAUGUGCAGUACUGUGUGUGUGUGUGUGAACGCCUGUGUGCCUGUGUGUUUAGCUACAGUGUGUGCGUGUGUAUUUCAUAAACCGUGUUUGUUCAGAUGUGUUUAUUUGUGGUUAUGUAUUUUGAAGUUAUGUUUAUAUGUGAAACAUUUCAUUCCAAAAAUCCAGAAAUUCAUGUCAUUCUUUCAAAACUAUUGCUAGCAUGAAAGUUAAUUAUGUGUUAACUUAAGUCAUGUUACAAAAGUUACCAAAAUGUUAUUAUCGUCUAAGAAUAGAGCAUUUCUCCUCUCGACAAAGUCCAGCGUCCUUGCAUGAGUGACUUUGGAUUUCGUUGGCCCCGAGCAGAAUUUUUUCCAUCUGUCCUCUUAUGGGAACUUGCCAUGACAGCUGCAGCUUCUAAAGUUAAAACUGUGGGGUCACGGGUCCACACAGUUGAAAAUGAAUUCAAAUUUCGUUAAGUGCAGGAACUUGUAAAAUGAUAACAAAACCGAACUGCCUUCGGCCUAUUGUGCUGAGACACUUGCACCUUGAAGCUGGUCCUCGCCAAACCGGGGAGAUACCACUUCUAUAUCUGAACAGUCCUGUUGCUGCAGCCUGCAAAAGCAUUUCAGGUCACUCAUGACUGACACAGGACACAAGCCAAAUGGACAAGGACAUUGUUUGUUUAAAAGUGUACAAGCCAUCUCCCAGCCUCUACGAGCUGCUGAUAGCUGGACCCAGAAAUAAUAUGUCUACUCUCUCAAAAGCGUGUUUCAGCCCAUAUCCUUUUACACUGCAGUGCACCUCUUCUGCGUCAGCACCUCCAAAUCAUUAAAUUACCCAGAAUCUUGUGAAUCAAGCGAACCUGUGCCACUGCCUACACCUUAUGAUGAAACCAGGGCCCAUAGUGUUUUGGAGUGAAUGCUCUGUGUAGCUGUGUUCAUUAUUUUGUGGUACUGGAAGUAGGAAUUUGGUAUUCAGGUGAAGUUGUGCUCCUUUGUACAGCAUGUUUGUUUCUUUGUUGGUUUUCUCUACCUCUUCCAUUUAUCCAUGAAUAUUCAUGUUUAUUAAGGAGAAAAUAUGUAUUUGAAGCAUUCAGAACAUAAACUGUUAAUGUUAUAUUUUUUUCUAUUUCUUGUGGAGAAUCAAAAUAUUAGAAAAACUGUAUUUUUGUACGGUGUUGAACCACUGAAAAUGUUUUAUUAUUGUGUGUAUUUUGGUAGAAACUGACAUGUUGAAUUGACCUAUGCAAG
Scatophagus argus is the source of this 2456-nucleotide messenger RNA. RefSeq names its product cannabinoid receptor interacting protein 1b (gene cnrip1b). The transcript has 3 exons. Gene Ontology annotation, molecular function: type 1 cannabinoid receptor binding. Gene Ontology annotation, cellular component: plasma membrane. The coding region runs from base 184 to 672 and encodes 162 amino acids. Lineage: Eukaryota; Metazoa; Chordata; Actinopteri; Scatophagidae. The record is from RefSeq and is a predicted model, not a curated record. Gene Ontology annotation, biological process: negative regulation of signaling receptor activity.